Molecule: messenger RNA, 1751 nt
Organism: Drosophila subobscura
Lineage: Eukaryota; Metazoa; Arthropoda; Insecta; Diptera; Drosophilidae
Gene: lectin-46Cb
Product: fibroin heavy chain
Exons: 2
Coding region: 53-1687 (544 amino acids)
Source: RefSeq, a predicted model, not a curated record
CGGCCAGAGCACUGUGACUAGGGUGACGAGGAAGGUAUCUCACCUUCAAGACAUGAAGCAUCUACUGACUGCACUCGUGGUUGUGCUGAGUGCCGCCCUGCCCGGUGAGCAGAUCCUGGGAUCGGCGGCCGGAGCCGGCUGCAGCCGCCGCUACCUGAGGCGGAUCAAUGGCAAGUGCUAUUACUUUUCCGUGAAGAAGAUGAACUGGCAUGGGGCGCUGAACAAUUGUCUGCGCAAGGGCCUGACUCUGGCCGAUCUGAGCAACCCACGAGAUUUCUAUGGAGCCAUCGGCUUCCUCAGCUCCAAGGGCAACACGGAGGACUUCUGGUUCGGGGGCAACGAUCUGCAGCACGAGGGCCGCUUCCAGUACAUCAGCAACGGGCGCCUGGUGCGCUUCUUCAGCAACUACAGCAUCGUGGAGCCCGCGGAGCACUCGGAAUGCGACGAUUGCCUCGAGGUGCGCAUCCGCUCCAACAUGACGGUGGUGGCCGAUGACAACUGCCUCGAGCGGCAGUACUUCAUCUGCUCGGAGCGCUACUGCGACGACUCCGGCGCCGGCUCCGCCGCCAAGCCCAAGCAUCACAGCCACGAGCAUCUGCAUCACUUCCACCACGACAUUGGCGACAGCGACGGCGACGAGGAGGAGGAGGUCAACGAUGCCCCGCCCCUGACCAGCGGCUCGGUAGAGCAUGAAGGCAGCGAGUCGGAGGGUGCCGUAGAGUUUGCCGAUCUGCCCGACGAGCUUAAUAUAACAACGUCAACAACGCAGAUGAUGGAGCAGAUGGAGCGGAUGCUGCCUACAGAUAUGGGACCUCCGCCAAGCGACUGGCCUCCAACAACGGUCAAAGAUGAAGAUGAAGAGGGAACCUCCGAUGUAGACUCAUCAUCUAUGGAAAACAUUCAACGGAAAUUGGGUUCUUCAGAUGAAGAAGGCGAGGACGAGUCACGGCCACCUGGUGAUGGACCUGGCACUCCACCACCACCGCCAGGAGGGGAAGGAUCUACGCCAGGAGGAGCAGAAGGGGAAGCGACUGAAGCGGGAGAAAGUAAAGCUACUACGGAGGAAGGAGGCGGAGAAACCAAAUCCGCUGAAGGUGGAGUAACGACAGCGGGAGAAGGUGGAAGAACUGCAGGCGGAGAAGGUGAGGAACCCACCGGGGGAGAAGGUGGAGCAGCUACUGCAGGAGAGGGCGGAGAUACUACUGCGGGAGAGGGUGGAGUUACUGCGGCAGGAGAAGGUGGAACAACUGCAGGUGGAGAAGGUGGGGCAACUACUGCGGGAGAAGAAGGAGGAACUACAGCCGGAGAAGGGGAAGGAGCUGCAGCCGGGGAAGGAGCCGCAGCCGGAGAAGGGGAAAAAACUGCUGCCGGUGAAGGUGGAGCAACUACUGCAGGAGAAGGCGCAGAAACAGCAGCCGGAGAAGGUGGAGCAACGACAGCCGGAGAAGGAGGAGCACCCACCGCGGCCGAGGGAGAAGCAACGACCGCGGGAGCAGGUGGAGGAACUCCUGCUGCUGAAGGCGAAGCUGCAACAGCGGCUGAGGGCGGAGCCACAGCAGCGGCACCCGAGGGAGAGGCCACGACAGCGGCGGCCGAAGGGGAAACGCCAGCAGCACGAGCACCGCGAGUACCUCGAUCACAACGAGCAGCACGAGCACCCCUAGCAGCGAUGCACCACCUAAUCUAAUGCAAAAUCCAGUUCUGUUUCUAUUAAAUCAUUCUAAAAUCAAAUAAAAAAUCCUUGAGCCAAA